Triplophysa rosa is the source of this 1339-nucleotide messenger RNA. RefSeq names its product ATPase H+ transporting V1 subunit E1b (gene atp6v1e1b). The transcript has 9 exons. The record is from RefSeq and is a predicted model, not a curated record. Lineage: Eukaryota; Metazoa; Chordata; Actinopteri; Cypriniformes; Nemacheilidae. Gene Ontology annotation, biological process: proton transmembrane transport. Gene Ontology annotation, molecular function: proton-transporting ATPase activity, rotational mechanism. The coding region runs from base 211 to 891 and encodes 226 amino acids. Gene Ontology annotation, cellular component: proton-transporting two-sector ATPase complex, catalytic domain.
GACCUCUGCGUCAUCGUUGACUGAGAAUCAGCUGAUCCCGUCUAUAUUCUCCUGCUCUGUCACGAUCGACCUCUUUCAAUUUAUUUUCUGCGUGUUUUUAAAUCUUUAGUUUGUUUCAAGCACAUUUAUAAAUCUUCCUGCGACGCAGACCUCUGCCCGUCACGAGCUUUCUUUCUCGGGGGAGUUUAAAACCGUCUUAAAGCAGCAGUCAUGGCGCUGAGCGAUGCCGACGUCCAGAAGCAGAUCAAGCACAUGAUGGCUUUCAUUGAGCAGGAGGCCAAUGAAAAAGCAGAGGAGAUUGACGCAAAGGCAGAAGAAGAGUUCAACAUUGAAAAGGGUCGGUUAGUUCAGACCCAGCGUCUGAAGAUCAUGGAGUAUUAUGAGAAGAAAGAAAAACAGAUCGAACAGCAGAAGAAAAUUCAAAUGUCCAAUCUCAUGAACCAAGCCAGGUUAAAGGUGCUGAAGGCCCGUGACGACAUGAUCUCGGAUUUACUAAAUGAGGCACGUCAGCGCCUUGCCAAUGUUGCCAGAGAUCCUUCCAGAUACACGGCUUUGUUAGACGGACUCAUCCUGCAGGGAUUCUACCAACUCCUGGAACCCAAGGUGACCAUCCGCUGUCGUAAACAGGACAUGGGUAUAGUGCAGGCUGCUGUGCAGAAAAACAUCCCGAUCUACAAAGCCGCAGUGAAGGACAAUCUGGAAGUGCGCAUUGACAAGGACAACUUCCUCUCUCCUGAAAUAUCUGGUGGUAUUGAGAUGUACAAUGCUGAUGGGAAAAUCAAGGUGUCCAACACUCUGGAGACUAGACUGGAUCUUUUGGCACAACAGAUGAUGCCUGAAAUCCGAGUUGUCCUGUUUGGCGCAAACCAGAACCGCAAGUUCAUGGACUGAUUCACAGAAGAUGCUUUUGGAACCACGGCUAAAUGCCAUUAUUUGAUGUUGUACUUUUUAUUUUAUUCUGAUGUUAAAAUUUUCCAUUCCUGUGUCUCUCGAUAUUUAAGAAAAUAUCAUGUGUAUGUAUGUGUGUGUAUGUAUGUGUUGAUUCAGUAUUGCUGUAAAGAGGACCAAUCUAAUGUUUUGUUUGGCUGCUGAAACUCUGGUCCUGAACAUCUCAUUGGCUGCAGCUGUAAUAUAACAGUUCUGUUUACAGAAGAGCUUCUGAGCACAGUCUUGUACGGAUAUAGAAAUUCCAUUGUUUACUUGUUUCAGUUGAAUUUUUUUGUUAUCCCUUCCUGUGGUGCAGAGCAUGACCUGUAUAUCAGAACCAUACGUGUGUGUUAUCGCUGCAAAUACUAUAUUGAUGUGGAAAUGUGUAUAAUGAAAAACAUUAUCAAUCCCA